AUGCGUGCAGAAAUUCCUGCUUUUCAGAGAUGUUGUGUGUGCAUACCUUUGCGAUAUGGUUUGAUUGUAUGGGGAUAUUAUAGAUUGCUCCUGGCUGGAUACAUUUUAGUUACUAUUUGCUUCGAUAUAAGUCGAUGCGUGGAACUCAUGAAUUCCGAAGAAGAGAAACACAAGGUCACCACGUCAAAUAUUAUAAUUUUAUGUUUAACUCUUAUUAUAAUGAUAGCUGAUAUUAUAUUGGGCAUACUAUUCAUCGUCGGAUGUCACAAGAAAAAUGUCUCUAUACUUGAGAGGUAUUAUCACUACAGUCUAGUGUUAUUAGCAUUACUUGUGCCGCUAUGUUUAUACAAUUUUGGAAGGACCCUAAACUAUAUGUCCAUAUCCAAAAUGCCGUGGACAAAAAUAAUCUUCUUAUUUGUUCCUGAAUUCAUUGCAACAAUCAGUUAUGUGGUUAUACAAAUAUACAUCGUGCUCUUAGUGCGAAGUGAGAUUUUGAAACUACGCAAAGAAUAUCAAUUCAGAUUUGAAAACAAAGUAACCCAAGGGGAAUGUUUUGUGAACAUUGAAGACUCGAUUGAAGGGAAGCUGUUGGAGAACCUGAAAGCGAUAGACGACGAUGAUUAA
Arctia plantaginis is the source of this 624-nucleotide messenger RNA. The record is from the annotation of a GenBank genome assembly. Lineage: Eukaryota; Metazoa; Arthropoda; Insecta; Lepidoptera; Erebidae.